CACGCUCGCUCUCCUUGAACGUCGUUCUCGCAUUAUACCACACACUCUCUUUCAAUCACUUCGAUUUGGCUGGUCCAGUCGACUAUCACACUCUCUCAAAAUGACCAACUACAACACUAUGUACGAGAAGAAGCAUGAUUUGCUACCACAGUCGCCUCGCUGGGCGCAAGAACCAGCAUUUUACCACAUACGAACAUACAGCAGCACAAGAGCGAGAGCCGCGAGGCUGCCAGCUCUCAUUGCAGCUUUCAUCUUUGCCAGUAUCACAUUUGUGUUCUUUACAGGGACCGGCCCAGACAUGUCAUCCACACCAGUUACACAGACAGUACCAGGCAACGUACACCUUCUCAUACCGGCUUCAGGAAAAGAUGAGAAUCUCUGCAAGGCUAUCGUCGGAGCAGCUGUUCUCGGAUACCCUUCACCAAAAGUCCUCAACUGGGGCAAGACAUUCAACGACGCGCACCUCGUCUCUGGAGGUUCCCACAUUGCUAAGAUUAGCGGUGUAUCUUCAUAUCUCGAGAGCCUUUCUCCGGAACAAGACGAGGACCUGAUCAUCAUGACUGAUGGUUACGAUACCUGGUUCCAACUGAGGCCUGAGACCCUCAUCGAACGCUACUUUGACAUCAAUCGCCGAGCAAACGAACGCAUUCGUCGCGAACUCGGUGAUCAUGUCGUCAGCACGAACAAGAUUGAGCAAAAGAUUGUUUUCUCUGCGCAGAAGAGAUGUUGGCCUUGGGCAGCAGAUGCAGCACCUUGUUAUGCCGUUCCGAAUUCGACUCUACCUGAGGAUAUCUUCGGACCCGACACUGACACAGACGUUGGAGACCGAAACCCAUACCUCAAGUUCCGUCCACGCUACCUCAACUCUGGAGUUGUAGUUGGCACAGCCGGUGCCAUGCGUGUGAUGUUCACUGAAGCCUUGAACCGUGCGAAGAAGGAUCCCAACUUCGGUAGCGAUCAAAACAUCUUCGGUUCAAUCUUCGGCGACCAAGAAGUAUACCGCGAAGUUGUGCGACAAAGAGACAUGUCUUGGACGGAUCACAUCAGCCUCCGCAGCGAAGAUCCCAGACGAGGCUCAAUUCGCGAGCAAGAUCUCGAAGCUGUGAGAAACAUGACCAGAAGUAUGGAAUUUGGCAUCGGUCUCGACUACGAGGGCUCCAUCUCCUUACCCACUGUAUUCUCUGAAGACGACACAGAGUGGGUCAACUUCGACAAUACGCCUUGGGUGGACUUCUAUAACGUCAAGCGCAACAUCGAUAAAUCACAGAACAAGCUCGUCUUGCACCAGGAUAUCGCAAAGACACCCGCACCAUUCCACAGCAAUGGUACCGAUGAUUUAGAAGCAAAAGAGUGGGCUCAAGUGCCAUUGUUUACCAACGUGCCCACUGGCUACACUCCUGCAAUCAUUCACCAUAAUGCUCAUCGCGAUGGCAUGAAGAAUCUCCGUCGCAAGGUUUGGGACAAGAUUUGGUUCCAACCUUACGCUCGUGUUCUCAUGGACCAAUACAUGGAUACUCCCCUCACGACUCUGGCAGUCGCAGGAGGCAGACAAUGGAGGAACAGUGAUGAAUGGAAGGGCGGUGUUCGGGAUGAUGUUGGUGCUUGGUUGCCAUACCAGGAUGUUUGUGGUGGAACGGAAGAUGAAGUCUUCAGAGACGGAAAUGGACCUUGGAUUGCGCAAGCGCACGCUUGAUUUACUUUUGCAAAUUGUUGAUUUAGCUAGACAUGAAUACAAACUUACGACAUAUUGGGCUUGACGGCCUAUACAACA
Molecule: messenger RNA, 1771 nt
Organism: Aureobasidium pullulans EXF-150
Lineage: Eukaryota; Fungi; Ascomycota; Dothideomycetes; Dothideales; Saccotheciaceae
Exons: 1
Coding region: 101-1693 (530 amino acids)
Source: RefSeq, a predicted model, not a curated record